GGAAAAAUUACAGCAGCCAUGAUGAGGAGCAAUUCCGAAUGGAAAUUUGGAAGGAAAACUGGAAGAAAAUACAAGAGCACAACAAACAAGCUGAUGAAGGAAAGAAAAGUUACUGGAUGGCAACCAAUCACGUCUCAGACAUGACCUCAGAGGAAAGUUUAUCCCAUUGCUGCAUGCCCCUGAGGGAGCAAUUUGGACAGUAUACUGUCAAAAAUGAAACUAAAAAUGAGUCACCUCUUCUACAGCAUGUUGACUGGAGACAAAAUGGAUGUGUAACUGCAGCAAAGAACCAGAACACACCAAACAUCUGCAGUUCUUGCUGGAUUUUCAGUGCGGUUGGAGCCAUUGAGUCUCAUAUCUGCAUCAAAACUGGUCACCUAAACAGUCUAAGUGAACAACAAAUCAUGGAUUGUGGAAGAUUUGCCUACCCGUGUUUAAGAGACUACCCAGAAAAUGCUUUACGUUAUAUCCAGAGAGCUCGUGGUUUAGUGAAAGAUAAGGAUUAUCCAUACAAAGCAACAUUGAGUCAUACAGCUAAAAUUUAUACUGAAUCUCUUCUAGAAGAAGCUAAGAUAAGUUUAUCUCUACUGAUAACCUAUAAUAUUUUAGAGAAGUCACUUAAAAAGAUUAACUAA
Messenger RNA from Protopterus annectens (West African lungfish), 635 nucleotides. RefSeq names its product cathepsin 8-like. The record is from RefSeq and is a predicted model, not a curated record. NCBI's taxonomy places the organism in Eukaryota, Metazoa, Chordata, Ceratodontiformes, Protopteridae. The transcript has 4 exons. The coding region runs from base 39 to 635 and encodes 198 amino acids. Gene Ontology annotation, cellular component: lysosome. Gene Ontology annotation, molecular function: cysteine-type endopeptidase activity.